AUGCCUGGCGACGAACCAUCGACACCCUUCUGCCUGCGCAUCCAGAAGCCACUCGCUCCCACUCCUUCACAACGCCGAAUUAUGAGUCGCGGUGGAAAGCUUGCCCCCGAAGUCAAUCGAGCUCUCUUCGUAAAGAAUCUGAGCUUCAACGUCACUCCAGAGGAGCUCUUCGAUCUCUUUGGCAAGUUCGGCCCGGUGCGCCAAAUCCGCCAGGGCAUCGCCAACAACACCAAAGGCACCGCCUUCGUCGUCUAUGAAGACGUCAUGGAUGCCAAAUCCGCUUGCGACAAGCUGAACGGCUUCAACUUCCAGAACCGCUACCUCGUCGUAUUAUAUCACCAGCCAGACAAGAUGAUCAAGGCCGCAAACGAUCUCGCCGAGCGCCAGGAAAACUUAGAAAAGCUCAAAAAACAACACGGCAUUGAUUAG
This is a messenger RNA of Dothidotthia symphoricarpi CBS 119687, 429 nucleotides long. Its product is annotated as RNA-binding domain-containing protein. The transcript has 5 exons. Gene Ontology annotation, molecular function: RNA binding. The record is from RefSeq and is a predicted model, not a curated record. Lineage: Eukaryota; Fungi; Ascomycota; Dothideomycetes; Pleosporales; Dothidotthiaceae. Bases 1 to 429 code for a protein of 142 amino acids.